Molecule: messenger RNA, 10889 nt
Organism: Oncorhynchus kisutch (coho salmon)
Lineage: Eukaryota; Metazoa; Chordata; Actinopteri; Salmoniformes; Salmonidae
Product: unconventional myosin-X
Exons: 39
Coding region: 129-6593 (2154 amino acids)
Biological process (GO): axon extension
Cellular component (GO): cytoskeleton; axonal growth cone; myosin complex
Molecular function (GO): protein binding; ATP binding; cytoskeletal motor activity
Source: RefSeq, a predicted model, not a curated record
AUCUGUAUGUUGUGUUUCAGGGGGCCCUUGUCUGGCUGCGGGACAAAGAUCAGCUCCUUCCUGCUACUGUCAGCUCCUGUUACCACGAUGACGGAUCCCUGGUCCUCACCACCAACUAUGAGAAGGUGAUGUACCUGCAGCAGGGGGAGCUGAGCAGAGACAAUGUGUUUCCUAUGCACCCCACCAGUAUUAAUGGAGUAGAGGACAUGUCUACUCUGGCAGAACUACAUGAAGCUGCCAUCAUGUACAACCUUUACCUGCGCUACCAGAAGGACUGCAUCUAUACCAACAUAGGCUCUAUCCUAGCAGCGGUGAACCCCUACAAGCAGAUCCCAGGUCUGUAUGACCCAGCAGCAGUAGACCUGUAUAGUAGACACCACCUGGGAGAGCUGCCCCCUCAUAUCUUCGCUGUGGCCAACGAGUGUUACCGCUGUCUCUGGAAGAGACACGACAGCCAGUGUGUUCUCAUCAGUGGAGAGUCAGGCGCAGGGAAGACAGAGAGUACCAAGCUGCUGCUCCAGUUCCUGUCUGUGAUGUCACAGAAGUCUGCCGGGACAGCCCCCUCUGAGAAGAGCACCCGCGUGGAACAGGCCAUCGUUCAGAGCAGCCCCAUCAUGGAGGCAUUUGGGAAUGCCAAGACGGUGUACAACAACAACUCCUCCCGCUUUGGGAAGUUUAUCCAGCUUCACUUCUCCCAGAGUGGGAACAUCCAGGGAGGCUGUAUCAUCGACUAUUUACUUGAAAAGAACCGUGUGGUGAGGCAGAACCCUGGAGAGAGGAACUAUCAUAUCUUCUAUGCUCUGCUGGCCGGGGCAGACAAGAACCACAGAGAGUUGUACUUCCUGUCUGAGGGCCCAGAGUCAUACCACUACCUGAGUCAGUCUGGCUGUGUGAAGGACAGGAGUCUAGAUGACCUGCAGCUCUAUGACAGUGUUAUGGAGGCUCUAAAGGUGAUGCAGUUCAGUGAGGAGGAGAUACGUGACGUCUUCAAGCUGCUGUCUGCUGUUCUCCUGAUGGGGAACAUAGAGUUCAUGACCGCAGGAGGAGCACAAAUCACAUCCAAAGGAGUGGUCAGUAAUGUCAGUGAUCUGCUGGGCCUGGACUCGUUCCAGCUGUCUGAGGUUCUGACCCAGAGGUCCAUGAUCCUGAGAGGAGAGGAGAUCUGUUCACCCCUUACUGUUGAACAGGCGGUGGACUCUCGGGACUCGGUUGCCAUGGCGUUGUACGCCCAGUCUUUCUCCUGGAUUAUCACACGGAUCAACCAGAAGGUCAGAGGGAAGGACAACUUCAAGUCCAUCGGCAUCCUCGACAUUUUCGGCUUCGAGAACUUUGAGGUGAACAGGUUUGAACAGUUCAACAUCAACUACGCCAACGAGAAGCUCCAGGAAUACUUCAACAAACACAUCUUCUCCCUGGAACAGCUGGAGUACAACAGAGAGGGGAUCCAGUGGGAAGCUAUAGACUGGAAGGAGAAUGCAGAGUGUCUGGACCUCAUCGAGAAGAAACUGGGCAUGUUGGCUCUGAUCAACGAGGAGAGUCGCUUCCCUAAAGGCACCGACUACACCCUGCUAGAGAAACUACACAGUAGACACGCUACUAACCACUACUACAUGAAGCCCAGAGUUACGGAUCACCAGUUUGGCAUCAAGCACUAUGCUGGAGAGGUCCUGUAUGACGUCAGAGGGAUCCUGCAGAAGAACAGAGACACCUUCAGAGAUGACAUCUUAAACAUGCUUAAAGACAGCAGGCUUGACUUCAUCUAUGACCUGUUUGAGCGUGUCGGGAGCAGGAACGGAGAGGAGACCCUGAAGAUGGGGACGGCCAGACGCAAACCCACCGUCAGCUCUCAGUUCAGGGACUCUCUCCAUUCCUUGAUGAACACUCUGAGUGCCUCCAACCCUUUCUUUGUGCGCUGCAUCAAACCCAACAUGAACAAGAACGCCAACAUGUUUGACCCAGAAGUGGUCCUGAACCAGCUGAGGUAUUCUGGGAUGUUGGAGACCGUGAAGAUCCGCAGGGCUGGGUUCCCUGUCCGCAGGACCUUUACAGACUUCUACAGCAGGUACAUGAUGAAAGACAACCGUCCGACCGAUGACCCGAGAGGGAGAUGUACAGAGCUGCUGAUGUCAUACGACUCUGCCAAGAGAGACUGGCAGCUGGGGAAGACUAAGGUGUUCCUGAAGGAAGAGCUGGAACAACGGCUGGAGAAGGAGAGGGAAGAGGUGCGGAGACAGGCGGGCAUGGUGAUCCGGGCACACAUACUCAGCUAUGUGGCAAGGAAGCACUAUAGGAGGGUCCUGACCAGCACCAUCAUCAUCCAGAAGAACUACAGGGCUCACUUCUGGAGACGCGUGUUCCUGCGGCUCCGUGCUGCAGCUGUCCUUCUCCAGAAACACCAACGUGGUCGGCUGGCCCGAGGCCUCUAUCGACAGCUCUCUGAGGAGAAAAGGAGGAGGGAGGAGGAGGAGAGAAGGCAGAGGGAGGAGGAGGAGAGGAGGAGGAGAGAGGAGGAGAGCAGGAGGCUGGAAGAGGAGACGAGACGAGAGCAGGAGGAACGGAGGAGGAGGGAGGAAGAGGAGGAGGAGCGGAGGAGGAGAGAGGAAGAGGAGCGGAGAAGGAGAGAGGAAGAGGAGGAGAGACAAAGGGUGUUAGAGCUGGAGGAGUUGAGGAAGAAGGAUGAGAGACUGAGACUACAACAGGAGGAGCUUAGCAACGGAGAGGAAGAGAAGAAAAACACUACAGUUAACAACAGGAACUCCCUGAGGAUGGAGUAUCUUGCUCCCCAUGAGGAGGUGUACCACAAGGAGGUGUCCCUGUCCCACUCCCUGCACCCCCACACCUCUGAGGAGGAGUCCCGUCAGAUGGAGGAGAUCCUUCGACUGGAGAAGGAGAUUGAGAGGCUGCAGCGCCAGAAGGAGGAUGGGGUGUCCAUGUUAGGGGACGGCCUUGGAGGGAACGGGGAGGAGCUCCGGCAGAGGAGGGACGCAGAGAUCUACCGGCUGGAGAAGGAGGCGUCUCGCGUGGCUACAGAGUUCCUGGAGCUCCUGGACUUUGGGGGUCUCGAACAGAGUCUGUCCAGCGAGGAGAAUCUCCACGACCCCUCAGAGAGCACCGCUCCCCUGGGCCAGGCCGAGGAGGAGGUGGAGGAGGUGGAUGAGGGCUUCCAUGCUAAGGAGGAGUGUCCCGGUAGUGGUAUCCCCCUUCCUGACUUCCCUCUCCCUGCGGAGAUCCCUCUGGACCAGGAGCUCUUCUCCUCCCUCCCUCCUCCUCCUCCGGCCUUCGCUGAGGGACUAGUAGCACAGGCCCUGGCCCUCUCACAGGCCCCGUGUUGCCCCCCUGUUUACUACCCCCUCACCUCCUAUGGAUCUAGUGUCCCUACACACCACCCUGCUCCACCUCCUCUCCCUGCCCUCACCACCGGAGGAGGUAAAGCUUUGUGCCACCAACCCACCAGGAGAACAGAGGUGGCUCCAGACAUCAACAGAGUACCCAGAAGAUUUGAGGUUAUACCCAACAGACCCUGCGCCAGGGUAGACGUUAUGCCCACCACAGUCCCUGAGGCUGUGCCAGUGAGAAGAGGAGACGUGGCUCCCACUAGGGUAGACUUUAUGCCCACUGAGCCUGUCCCAGGAGCCAGGGAGGAGAUCUCCUUUAGCAUCCUACCAGACACAGAGUCAGACUGUGACCAGGAGGAGUUUGAGGAGGUGCAGGGGAGUACAGGCUCGGGAGACGGAGCCAGUAUCACGGACGGACAUGCUACUGAUGAGGAGGUGCUGAGGAAAUCAUCCUGUACUCAGAACAGCCUGGACUCCUUCAGAGGCAGCUCAGACUCUUUUAUCGACAGUGACACAAGCACCGAUGGUUAUGUGGACACAGACGAGGAGGUCUCCAAUGGAAGGGUCAAUAUACUGAACGGCUCUGGGCCUCCAUACUUUCACAGCUACCUCUACAUGAAGGGUGGACUGAUGAUCCCGUGGCGACGGAGGUGGUGUGUGUUGAAGGACGAAACCUUCAUGUGGUUCAGGGCGAAGCAGGACAGUCUGAAGAGUGGCUGGCUGUAUAAGAAGGGAGGUGGCAUGUCUACUCUGUCCAGACGGAACUGGAAGCUGCGCUGGUUCGUACUGAGAGACGAUAAACUCAUGUACUUUGAGAGCGACAGCGAGGAGAAACUGAGGGGGACCAUCGACAUCCGCUCCGCCAAGGACAUAGUAGAUAACCAUGCCAAGGAGAAUUCUCUGAACAUUGUGACUGAAGAGAGAACCUACCACAUCUACGCAGAGACUCCUGAAGAUGCCAGUGGCUGGUUCAACGUGCUGAGUCGUGUCCAGAGUGCCAGUCCAGACCAGCUGAUGGAGAUACAUCAUGAGCAGGCCAACCCCAAGAACGCUGUGGGAACUGUGGAUGUUGGACUGAUCGACUCUGUGUGCGCGUCAGACAACCCUGACAGACCCAACUCGUUUGUCAUCAUCACUGCUAACCGUGUGAUCCACUGCAACACUGAGAUGCCUGAAGAGAUGCACCACUGGAUCGGCCUGCUGCAAAAACCUAAGGGAGACGCCAGGAUAGACGGACAGGACUUCCUGGUCAGAGGUUGGCUUCACAAGGAGAUAAGGGCUAAGAGCACUAGUCUGAAGCUGAAGAAGAGAUGGUUUGUAUUGACCUCUAACUCUCUGGACUACUACAAGUCUUCAGAGCGCAGUGUGUCCAAGCUGGGGACCCUGGUCCUCAACAGUCUCUGCUCUGUGGUCCAGCCCGACGAGAAGGUCUUCAAGGACACCGGUUACUGGAACAUUAUCGUCCACGGACGUAAACACUCGUACCACCUCUACACCAAACUACUGAACGAGGCUAUGCGCUGGGCGUCGGCCAUACAGGGGGCUGUCGACAGCAAGGUUCCCAUAGAGACACCCACACAGCAACUCAUCAGGGACAUCAAGGAGAGCAGUAUGAAUGUGGAGGCUGUAGAACAGACGUACUGGAGGAACCCUAUCCUCAGAUAUACCCAGCACCCCCUCCACUCCCCCCUGCUGCCUCUGCCUUACGGGGAGGUCAACAUCCACCUCCAAAAGGAGAAGGGCUAUGCCAGCCUGCAGGAUGAGGCAGUGAAGAUCUUCAACUCUCUACAGGAGAUGGAGGCUGUGUCUGAUCCGGUCCCGAUCAUCCAGGGCAUCCUCCAGACCUGCCACGACCUGCGCCUGCUCCGAGACGAGGUCUACUGUCAGCUCAUCAAGCAGACCAAUCAUGUGCCACAGCCCAACAGCUCGGCCAAUCGUGCCCACUGGCACCUCCUCACCUGUAUGAGCUGUACCUUCCUGCCCAGCCGGGGCAUCCUGCGUUACCUCAAGUUCCACCUCAAAAGGGUGAAGGAGCAGUUUCCUGGAACAGAGGUGGACAUGUUUGCCCAUUUCAUAGGUGAGUCUCUGAAGAGGACCAAGGUCAGGGACUAUGUACCGUCUCAGGAGGAGAUCGUAGCCUUACUGACCAGGCAGGAAAUGACUACUACGGUCUACUGCCACGGAGGAGGAUCCUGCAAGAUCUCCAUCAACUCACACACCACCGCUGGAGAGGUGGUGGAGAAGUUGAUCCGAGGCCUGGCCAUGGAGGACAGUAGAAACAUGUUUUCCCUGUUUCAACACAACAACACUACGGACCGGGCUGUGGAGAGCAGAGUCAUCGUGGCUGAUGUACUCGCCAAGUUUGAGAGGCUGUCAGGCAGUGAGGAAGUAGAGGAGGAGGGACAGUGGAAGCUCUACUUCAAACUCUACUGUUUCCUGGAUGUAGAGAGCAUGCCCAAGGAAGGGGUGGAGUUCGCUUUCAUGUUCGAACAGGCUCAUGAGUCUCUGACCAGCGGUCACCUCCCAGCCCCAGAAGACACCCUGCAGCACCUGGCCGCUCUCAGGCUCCAGUUCCUUCACGGAGACAAGGCCCGGGUCAGCUGGUCUCUGGACACCGUCUACCCUGUAGGGAGGCUCCGCGCACGUAUCCUGCACUUCACCAAGGUGGGCGCGGCCGGCGGGACGGGGCCAGGGGGCCACACCCUGGAGCGGAGGCGGACCAGCUUCCUGGACGGGACCCUGCGCCGCAGCGGGCUGAAGACGGGCUCUAUGAAGAAACAGAAGAUGGAGGAGGAACAGAUGCUAGAGAUGUGGGUGAAGGAGGAGACCUCAGCCACCAGAACCUCCAUCUUAGAGAAGUGGUCCCGUCUCCAGGGACUGGACCAGCACACAGCCAUGCUCAAAUACAUGAACAUCAUCAAGGAGUGGCCUGGAUAUGGGUCCACACUGUUCGACGUGGAGUGUAAAGAAGGAGGCUUUCCUCAUGACCUGUGGCUGAGUGUGAGUGCAGAGAACGUGUCGGUCUACAAGAGAGGAGAACCCAAACCUCUGGAGACGUUCCCCUACGAACACAUAAUCUUCUUCGGAUCUCCCCAGGCCACGACUUAUAAAAUCACAGUGGACGACAGAGAGAUGUUCUUUGAGACACCUCUGGUUGGAGAGAUCACCAAGAUCAUGAAAGCCUACAUCAACAUGAUAGUGAAGAAGAGAUGCAGUGUCAGAUCUGUGUCCAGCUACGGAACCAACUGGAUCAGGUGAUUAGGGACAGGACAGGACACAGACCAGCUUGCUUCCCACCGCCCCAGGCUAACAGGACAGGACACAGACCAGUUGACUUCCCACUGCCCCAGGCUAACAGGACAGGACACAGACCAGUUGACUUCCCACUGCCCCAGGCUAACAGGACAGGACAGGACACAGCCCAGCUGGCUUCCCCUGCCCCAGGCUAACAGGACAGGACACAGACCAGUUGACUUCCCACUGCCCCAGGCUAACAGGACAGGACACAGACCAGUUGACCUCCCACCGCCCCAGGCUAACAGGACAGGACACAGACCAGUUGACUUCCCACUGCCACAGGCUAAAAGGCUAACAGGCUAACAGGACAGGACACAGACCAGUUGACUUCCCACUGCCACAGGCUAACAGGACAGGACACAGACCAGUUGACUUCCCACUGCCCCAGGCUAACAGGCUAACAGGACAGGACACAGACCAGUUGACUUCCCACUGCCACAGGCUAACAUGCUAAAAGGCUAACAGGACAGGACACAGACCAGUUGACUUCCCACUGCCCCAGGCUAACAGGCUAACAGGACAGGACUCAGACCAGUUGACUUCCCACUGCCCCAGGCUAACAGGACAGGACACAGACCAGUUGACUUCCCACUGCCCCAGGCUAACAGGACAGGACACAGACCAGUUGACUUCCCACCGCCCCAGGCUAACAGGACAGGACACAGACCAAUUGACUUCCCACUGCCACAGGCUAACAGGCUAAAAGGCUAACAGGACAGGACACAAACCAGUUGACUUCCCACUGCCACAGGCUAACAGGACAGGACACAGACCAGUUGACUUCCCACUGCCCCAGGCUAACAGGCUAACAGGACAGGACACAGACCAGUUGACUUCCCACUGCCACAGGCUAACAUGCUAAAAGGCUAACAGGCUAACAGGAUAGGACAGGACACAGCCCAGCUGGCUUCCCCUGCCCCAGGCUAACAGGCUAACAGGAUAGGACAGGACACAGUCCAUUUGGCUUCCCACCGCCCCAGGCUAACAGGCUAAAAGGCUAACACUACAAGGCUAAAAUUCUUUGAAGACAAGAGGGACUGUUCUCCUCAACCCAGAUGUCUGGAUAACUGAAAGCUGUUAAUCAGCUACUCAAUAUCUUGUUCACCUCCAUUGACAACAAGAAAUCUCAUCUAGAAGAUUCUAAGAACCAUAGGACCGUAGUCUCUCAUUGCAUAUAUAUGUGGUAAAGAGGUCAAUGGAACUCGACCAAAACAAUGGAAAUGCCAUGGAAACGUGUGGGGGAAAGAUGCCGUGGGGGAAAGAUCCAGAUUCUCCUCAUUGCCCCCCAGCAACAUUAGCCUCAAUAGCCUAGGCUAUUGUUUCACACUCUGUUGAGGUAGAAAUCGAAGUAUAAUGCUUGUAUUGAUGUCAACCCCAAUACAUGUUAAUUUCAUCGUCACCAAUCAGCUGCGUUAAAGUUGAAAACUACUUUGACUACCACUACCAAUUUUUGUAUGCUAGCUAUGCUACCAGCUUAUACGAAUGGGAGUUACUAUUUAGCAGUCACAUCUUCUGAAUCUGAAAAGGGGCAACUUCUAAAUGUUAUGCAGUGAAAACAGACAAAUAUAUCCAAAUCGGACUUAAAUUACCACAUUUUGAGCCUAUUGCAAUACAUCAAUUAAAUAUUCACUUUGUUAGAUCAGAUUUGUUUGAAUGUGCACCAAUCCAGUGUUGUCCCUCUCCCCCUCCCCCAUUUUUUUAUUGUAACAUAUGAGUUGUUGAUGCACACAACUAUACCAUUCUAUAUUUAUAAUGAGAAGAAGUGAUUUGUCUCUCUAAGGAUAUACUAUGUAAUCAUUAUUGAUCCUCAGGGCAGUCAUUACUCAUUACAAUACUCUGUUUAGUAGCUACUCUAUGCCACAGAAUAGGAAAAUAAGGUUUAUAGACUUCCCCCUCGGGUUUGAUGAGCAAUAUGAGUCCAAUUUCAGACCACAGACCCAAGGAGUUGAACCUCUUUACAUUUUAAUGCCUUAAAUAGUUUCACUGCUUCCAUCCAUGUUGUUAUUCGACUACUUUGGACUGUAAGUAAUAGUUUCACUGCUUCCAUCCAUGUUGUUAUUCGACUACUUUGGACUGUAAGUAAUAGUUUCACUGCUUCCAUCCAUGUUGUUAUUCGACUACUUUGGACUGUAAGUAAUAGUUUCACUGCUUCCAUCCAUGUUGUUAUUCGACUACUUUGGACUGUAAGUAAUAGUUUUGCCUUUCAGGAAUGGCGUCCCCAAACAAGUGUAUGUCAGGGUUAAUAACUUGGUGGUUAUAAUCAGUUAUAACACAGGUGGUCGAGGCUGCCAUUUUACCCAGUGCCUGAGAAGCAGAGUUUAAACCACAUGGUUUCAAAUCUGGUGAAAUGACACUUGCCUUUUAUAUAUGACUAGAACAAACCAAUACAUAUAUGACUAGAACAAACCAAUAUAUAGUCCGUUGCUUCUUCCUACUACUACAUGUAGGUUGUUUAUUUACACUAAAGGCUGUGGUUAAUAUAAACAUGUGCUUAUUUCUGUCAACCAUGAUUAUAGAAUUUAGUCUCCAGUAUUUUAAAUAAUUUAAAGGUUAUAUUUUCUAUUAUGAAAAUCAUUUAUUAUUUUUUGUCUUUUUAAUGAUUGUGACUGAAACUGUUGUUUAAUGAGAGCGUGAUGUUUUGAUGAGACAAGCAGGACAUCUCUUGGUACUUCUGUUACUGAAGGAUGAAUUGUUAUUUGGGUCUUUAUGGGAGGGAGGGUGACAUUGUCUCACGUCAGAUGGGGUCACUCCUCCGCGAUGCUUGUACCUCAACCGGUCUUGUAGGACGUGGAACUCAUAUUCAAAUUGCAAUAUUGAGCAUCCGCCAUUCAACAAAUUAAAACAUAGUCCCUUAUUAUAAUUUUAUUUUUUUACAUCACAGUGCUCUCGUAUGAUUCUCCGUGAAAUAGGCAGAUUAACUAGCUAGCUAAAUUAUUAAAAACGUUGUGACAGUGAUUUAAUAGUUUGCAAUUGUGAGAAAAUAAAAGCAAACCUUCGGCUCAAAUUCUGUGGCAGGACCGUUGGUCGCCAGGCAGUGACUUGAUCAGCUAUGUUGCUAUCUGUUGUAGCUCGCUAGCUUACUGACAUAGUUAGCUAGCUAGUCAGCUAGCUCUUCCGUCACUGACAUAUACAAGCUUGCUUAGCCUGUUUAAAUGACCCUGGAGUUGUAGACAUGCAGCCCCACAAUGAAUAGGAAGUAGCUGUUAACAGAAAUCAGUCCACAGAUCAGCAUGUUUCUCCGGAUCGUAUUGUUGGGUCAGCUGACUCGAGAGGCUCCUGCUUCAUGAAAACUCAUAAUAAUGGAAGCAUUAGCACUACUAGCUACCGUAGCUUGCUAGCUAGCUUUUUUUGGAAGAUUCACCAUUGUGUGUGCAGCACUAAGAAGGUAGCUGGUUGGUUAGCAGUGUCGUUUCAGUCCAGAUGAUUUCAGGGACUGGCUCAGCUGUUGGACAAAUGUAUGCUUUCGUGCCCAUUGUCAAACUUCAGAAAUGCUGCUCAUUGAAGCACAAUAAUCAUUAGCUAGCUGUAAAAAUGGGGCGACUAAGACUUCCUCACCAAAAAACAUCAACAUUAUUGACAUACUGUAUUUGUGGUUUUACCAUAGCUGAAUUCAGACAGUUCUGAGGCAGGAAUGAGGUUCAGCGGAUGAUGUCUCUUAGGUAAUACAUGUUCUAACGUCGUGACAGCCCGUUGUAGCCGGGCUUCUUUUGAUCUAUCCCAUGAUCCUUUGCGAGAUACAAGACGGAUCAGUGCAGGCGGAAUCCACGUGCUAUCUGAUGGAAGACAAUGGGAGGCUGGGGUAUUUACUGUGUGUAAUUCUAAUAGUCAGGAUGAGAGGGUCAGUACUAUAAGCAGACACAGGCUGUUUCUCAGCUCUGUGUGUGCGUCUGAAUUGGCACCCUAUUCCUUAUAUAGUGCACUACUUUUGACAUGUUCCAAAUGGCACCCUAGUCCCUAUAUAGUGCACUACUUUUGACCAGGGCCCUAUGGCACCCUAGUCCCUAUAUAGUGCACUACUUUAGACUGGGACCUAUAGGGAAUAGGGUACCAUUAGGGAUGCCGACCCUGUCUGUUUUUUCUGGCCAGCUGCCGGCAGCCACACCAGAACUACUGGUAUGUUCCCCUUGACCAUUACUGUACUUAUGACAUGUUUCUGUUUAUUUGGAGAGAGAGAAAAAGAGAAACAAUCUGGAAAUGAUUUUUUUGUUGUAACUGGAUUUACAAGAUGCUUUAAUAAAUGAUUGUAUUUAUAACCUG